UGUGACACUUUAGGUCUGUUUAUCGUAAUUGUGAGGGUGGUAUGGGUUGUAGAUAAUAAGCAUUUUUAUCUGGGAAGUGCGAAUAUGGAUUGGAGAUCUUUGACCCAAGUUAAAGAGUUAGGCGUCCUUGGUAUAAAUUGCAAAACAUUAUCUGAAGACUUUAUGAAAAUCUUUAAUGAAUAUUGGUAUCUUGGUAAUCAAACAGCCAAUAUUCCUAAGGAAUGGCCGAAGGAAUAUUCCACGAAUUUCAAUUUUGCUAACCCUAUGAUUGUGAAUAGUAGUGGAAAUAAUUUGCACGCAGUGGUUUCGAGCUCUCCACCGCCGUUGACGUCAGCCGGUCGGGUGGAUGAUUUGGAAUGCAUAUUGAAAACCAUAAAUGAUGCAAAAUCUUUUGUGUAUGUCGCAGUGAUGGACUACUAUCCGCUUAUAAUGUAUACCGAAAACAUGAGAUAUUGGCCUUUUAUCGAUGAUGCUUUGAGAAAAGUGGCUAUUGAAAAUAAAGUAAAAAUAAAAUUACUUAUUUCUUGGUGGCGUUAUUCAAGUAAAUCUGAAAACUAUUUUCUGAAAUCUUUAACAGAUCUAACCAAAUCCCUGAAAGGCGUCGAUAUACAGGUACGCCGAUUUAUUGUACCUAUAAACCAAGAUCAAUUGAAAAUACCACACAGCCGAGUUAAUCACAAUAAGUACAUGGUUACUGACAAUGCGGCAUAUAUUGGAACAUCAAAUUGGUCUGGAGACUACUUUACAGAUACGGCGGGUAUUGGCUUGUACCUGCAAUCAGUUAGCAAUAGUACGUCCGCCGCAGGUAUAAGAGAACAGCUCUUAGGUGUCUUUAGCAGGGAUUGGUAUAGUCCUUACGCUGGCAACACAUGAAUACAUAUACAUCUACGCAUAGAUC
Glossina fuscipes is the source of this 898-nucleotide messenger RNA. RefSeq names its product 5'-3' exonuclease PLD3-like. Gene Ontology annotation, molecular function: catalytic activity. Lineage: Eukaryota; Metazoa; Arthropoda; Insecta; Diptera; Glossinidae. The transcript has a single exon. The record is from RefSeq and is a predicted model, not a curated record. The annotation marks the transcript as partial.